CUCUCUCGCUGCCUCCCACCGUCAAAAAUGGUUUCCAUCUGAAAACUUAUUCCUCUCUCUGUCUGCAUUUUUCUGUCAGGCCGUUCUCUCCGCUGUCCUUCCCGGAAGCAAUCUCUCUCUCUCUCUCUCUCUGUGUGUCUCUGACGAUUUCUUUUCAUUCGCCAGUGAUCAGAAGGAAGAUCCCUCAGGCAGCGGGUCGCCCUUCCUUGCCAUCCUCACCUAGUGCGCGAAAAGUAAAACCUGUUCGCCACCCCCUUUUGCCCGAAUAUGAUGCGCGAAAGAGUCAGCUGGUUUUGUUGAAAUGGAGGUCAUGUCUGUCUAAUCAAUCACUUCAACACUAUUCGUUUUUUGAGAACAAAGUGCUUUGCUUGUUGACGUUCGAGCUAGAGUUGCGCAGAGUAAACUUUAUUUUGAUGUUGGUGCAUAUAUUUUCUGUUUUGAAGAUGUUUAUUGACCUGAUUCGCAAAGUGCAUCCUGGUACCAGAUCUUCUCAUGCGUCAUGCGAGCACGAUGAACAGCCUUGUCUUAUCAUUGCCCUGUGCGAAAGCUGAUCGUUCGUAGGGAAUUGAAGCUUGCUCAUGGCAUACAAGACGGAGAUCUCUUGAUUCAAACUGUGGAAGGUGUAAAAUGUCAAGGAUUUUACGGACUGCUCUGGGUUAAUAUGGAAAUAUGAUCUUUGUAAUUCCGUUGCUUUCAGUCGAUGGGGUUUGGCUGUCUGCGAAGAAUCUGAAGCGUCGUGGUUUAAAAUGGGCAGGUUAUCAAGUUACGGAACCGAUGGCUAUCCGUUUGAAUGCACUAGUGGUCAGUGUUAAAACUAGGCUUAGAUCAACUUGCAGUCUUUGCAGAUAGCAAAGUGGGAUUGCAUUUUCCUGAAUUUUAUGCAAAUCAUGGAAGGUUUAAAGAGGAAUUCCUCUUGGCUGCUUGGUAGGUGGCGUGGUGGUGAUCUGAAUAUGACGGAGCCUCAGCUUUUAGUCUUUGCUUUCUUUGCUGUUGCGAUGGUUGGUGCAAUCACCUUAGUUUACACAAUCUUUCAAUGGCGGAAAAAUAUUAGUUUAAACUGGAUGAAGGCUGUUGCUAGGACUAAGAAGAACAAAAAAGUGAAAAAUAAGAUCCCUGCUGUUAGUCAUAUAUGGAAUCCGGAGCCAGUAAGCCGUGGUAAAAAUUUUAAUUGUUGCGUCUGCUUGAAGACAAUUUCUCCUCCACAGGCUCUCGGUCCUGUUAUAUCGUCAGAAUCUGUGAUUCAUAUUUGUGAUGUUUGUGGUGCGGCAGCACAUACAACCUGCUCCCACAAAGCACACAAGGACUGCAAAUGUGUCUCCAUGAUAGGCGCGAAGCAGGUAAUGCACCAAUGGGCGAUCCGGUGGUCAGAAAUGACCGACAUCCCUGAUGAGAUUCCCUGCUGUUGCUAUUGUGAAGAACCUUGUAGCGGGUCUUUUCUUGGUGGAUCCCCAAUCUGGAGUUGCUUGUGGUGUCAGAGAUUGGUGCAUAUAGAAUGCCACACAAACCUGACGAAUGAGAUGGGUGAAAUUUGUGAUCUGGGGUCAUUUAGGAGAUUGAUUAUGUCUCCACUUUAUGUGAAGCCUUUGAGCAAUAAAACAGGCCCAGCUAGUUUUCUAAGUUCAAUAACUCAUGGUGCAAAUGAACUGGCGUCUUCUGUAUUUAGAAGUCAGAACAAACGAUACAAAAAUAGUGGCGAAAUAUCUGUUGAUACCAUUACAAGCUCUAAUACCACUGAUUUAUCCACAGAUACCAGUUCGUCAGAAGCAAACCGAACAACAAAAAGAUCUUUUUUGGAUAAUGAAGGGUGUAAUGGUGGAAACUUGAAAGUAAAUGGUUUGGUUGAUGAAAAAAUUGAUAGAAAGCCAAAGCUACAAGGAAGUGGCUCGUUUGGACGAAAUGAUGCUUCUCAUUCUACGGGAAUUGACCGCAAAUAUGAAAUUGUUGACUUGCCUCCUGAUGCAAGACCACUUUUAGUUUUCAUCAACAAGAAGAGUGGUGCUCAACGUGGUGAUACCCUCAGACAGCGUUUAAACAUUCUUUUGAAUCCUGUACAGGUCAUUGAGCUGAGCUCUUUACAGGGGCCAGAAGCUGGCCUUAACUUGUUUAGAGGAGUAUCACAUUUUAGAAUUCUUGUUUGUGGCGGUGAUGGAACAGUUGGUUGGGUUCUUGAUGCAAUUGAUAAGCAAAACUAUGAGUCACCUCCUCCAGUCGCAAUUCUUCCUGCAGGGACUGGCAAUGAUCUUGCUAGAGUCUUAUCCUGGGGUGGUGGUCUUGGUUCAAUAGAGAGACAGGGUGGGUUGGCAACAUUGUUGCAUCAUAUAGAAUAUGCAGCAGUUACCAUGCUUGAUCGCUGGAAGGUUGCCUUUAGACCCCAGAAGGAAAAGCUUGAUGUGAGUCAAACUACUAAAUAUAUGAACAAUUAUCUUGGAAUUGGAUGUGAUGCUAAAGUUGCACUUGAAAUUCAUAACCUGCGAGAGGAAAAUCCAGAGAAGUUCUAUAACCAGUUCUUGAAUAAAAUGCUGUAUGCAAGAGAAGGGGCUAAAGGCAUCAUAGAUAGGACAUUUGCGGAUCUUCCAUGGCAAAUCCGUUUGGUGGUUGAUGGGCAUGAGGUUGAGGUCCCUGAGGACUCAGAAGGCAUUCUUGUUGCUAACAUUGGAAGCUACAUGGGAGGAGUUGAUCUAUGGCAAAAUGAAGAUGAGAAUUACGAUAAUUUCGGUCCUCAAUAUAUGCAUGACAAGAUAUUGGAGGUUGUGAGCAUAUCUGGAAUAUGGCAUCUAGGGAAGCUUCAGGUUGGCCUUUCAAGAGCUCGAAGACUGGCACAAGGGCGGUCUAUUAGCAUAGAUCUCUUUUCAACCUUUCCCGUGCAGAUAGAUGGGGAACCGUGGGUUCAACAGCCAUGUACUUUAUCUAUAACUCAUCAUGGCCAGGCAUUUAUGCUAAAAAAGGCAGCCGAAGAACCUCUAGGUCACGCUGCUGCCAUUGUUGCAGAGGUGCUGGAGAAUGCUCAAAGUAGCCGUGUUAUCACAGCCUCACAAAAGAAAGCAUUGCUGCAGGAGAUGGCUCUUCGGCUCUCCUAACUCUCUCUCUCUCUCUCUCUCUCUCUCACACACACACACACACACACACACACACUCCCCCUCCCCCGCUUCCCCCCUUUUUCUCUCUCCUCCCUUUCAACGCAAUGAUAAAGUAGUUCAAUAUAGUCAGUCACACAUUGUACAACAACUAGAUACAUGGUGAAAUUCGACCAAAUGAAAGUCGGUAUAAUCAUCCUUCUGUAGUUAAUCUUCUUACAGUUGUCAUCAUGAUCAAUCUUAUUCACCAUCA
Molecule: messenger RNA, 3327 nt
Organism: Nymphaea colorata (pocket water lily)
Lineage: Eukaryota; Viridiplantae; Streptophyta; Magnoliopsida; Nymphaeales; Nymphaeaceae
Product: diacylglycerol kinase 1
Exons: 8
Coding region: 879-3077 (732 amino acids)
Molecular function (GO): ATP-dependent diacylglycerol kinase activity
Source: RefSeq, a predicted model, not a curated record